Plasmodium cynomolgi strain B is the source of this 1395-nucleotide messenger RNA. RefSeq names its product DNA repair protein. The record is from RefSeq and is a predicted model, not a curated record. The transcript is spliced from 2 exons. Bases 1 to 1395 code for a protein of 464 amino acids. Lineage: Eukaryota; Apicomplexa; Aconoidasida; Haemosporida; Plasmodiidae. Gene Ontology annotation, cellular component: nucleotide-excision repair factor 1 complex. Gene Ontology annotation, biological process: base-excision repair; nucleotide-excision repair, DNA damage recognition; UV-damage excision repair. Gene Ontology annotation, molecular function: damaged DNA binding.
AUGAGAAGAAGUAACAGACUGGAGGAAAUUGGCAGGAAGAAAUUGGCUGGAGGAAACUGGCUGGAGGAAACUAGCAGGAAGAAACUGACUAACGAAAGGGAAGAAGCGAAUUACAACUCCAUCCUGUAUGAACAGAAUUUAAAGGACGAAAUAGACUACUAUGGGGAAGACUUACCGCACAUAAAUUUUUAUUUGAAGUUCCAAAGGAAGAACUUUUUGCAGGAAUUCCUCCAGGAGGUGAUGCUGCCGCUCAGUGGGGUCAGAUCGGAUGGGGGGGAGGCGGGACAAAGCAAAGAGGCAGCAGUCCCUGUGGAGGAAGGCAAAGAGGCAGCAGUCCCUGUGGAGGAAGGCAAAGAGACAGCCGUCCCGGUGGAGGAAGGCAAAGAGACAGCCGUCCCGGUGGAGGAAGGCAAAGAGACAGCCGUCCCGGUGGAGGAAGGCAAGGAGACUGUUACCCCCGGGGAGGGGAGAGCACGCGAUAAUGCAACCGCAGGGGGUGCGGAACUGGAGGAGCUGUUGAAUGAGGGGGGGUUCUAUGUGGAAGAAGGCUCCGGGGGGGAGGAACCCCUUUUGGAGCGACCCCUUUUGGAGAGACCCCCCCAAGGGAAGCUCACCACCGAACAACACCUCUCCGAAGACUCCAACCUGAGGGAUGCCUUACUAAAGCUGAUGCAGGGGAGUGCCGCCAUGCGUGGUAGCACCGACCUGACACACCUAAACGAAAGCGACGAAGCUGUAAAGAAAAUAAACGAAAUAUUCCAAAAAAAUAAGGAUAAAUUUAUGUUCAGUGUGGAACGGCAACUUGGAACUAACGGAGAAGAACUCAUUUUACAAGAAUACUGCUACCUAUGCAAUAAAAAAAAGAAGUUAAAUAAACCCUUAUGUGCAAUAAAUAUAUACGUCUGCUACGAUUGCAAAGUGCUAGACAGUAAUUUCAAAAUGAUAUCCCUAAGUAAGUUGGUAAGAAAAUAUUGCCUUAACCAUUAUGACCUGUCUAAGUAUGAAAAACAGCUAGCUCUUUUGUGUACAAAGAACCCACGUGGGUACUCCAAGCAAAUGAAGCUUUAUUUUCUUUUUCAAAUUAAAGAAAUUGCAAUACGAAAACAUGGAUCCAUGGAAAGAGUGAAACAGAUGUAUACCUCCAAAGUACUAAAAUCAUUUAGGAAUGCACAGGGUACUCCUCAGUCGACAAAGAAACGGAAGGAGGACCUGCACAAAAUGGUUAAACCUAAGAGCAUCUACAGUAAGAAGGUUAAAAAAGCGGAGGAACAAAAAAUCAUUUGCGAUAACAAUCAGCAUGAGUUUGACUCUCCAAUUUGCACCAACAUGGAGGAUUCCCUUUACGUGAAAAGGUGCAGGAAGUGCGCCUACCAGCUGGAGUACAUGCAGUUCUGA